AUGGAGGCAAAUAAUCAUUUCAACUAUGGCUCCCACUCAUCAGCAAACUCAGGACUGAAACUCUCCUCAGGGGAAUCUUCAUACACAAACGGGUCCUCCACGAGUUUCCCACAGCAGGGCAAGAACUUGAACGGGGAACUAAAUGUGAAUGGCAUCUCUACUGUUGUUGGAUCUGGUGCGACUGGUCCCCAGCAGCAAACAUCUUCUUAUCCACACCUGAGUAACCUCCACCAGAGCAGUCGUGGUUAUGAAUUCCUGUGGGGAGGACAUCCUCAGUACAGUCCACUGGGCUCCCCGCAUGGCCAUCAAAAACAGCCCUCUCCCGGGUUAGGCCAGCCUCACUAUCAGAGUCGUGGACAGUUUCAGCUCAAUGGUAGAUUAGAAGGCUCUCACCAGCCCCCUGGAGUAGGUCCUCCAAACGUGCCUAUGACUGGAGGGCAAUUUUGGAACAGUGGCUCUGAACAUAUUAACUUUGGUUCCCAUAACCUCUACGGGGCCUAUCAGAAUCACGGCCAUCACCAGCAGCAGUCUGCACAGAGCUCUUCCGUAGAGCAACUCCUCUCCCAGCGCCGUCCGCUCCAUCCACAGCAGCAGCACUAUGGCCUGUUGCCCAAUGGGAUGCCCUACUACCAGCAUCAGACGCCCCAGCCCCAAAACCAGGCUCAGAUUCUACCCCCUGUUGGACAGAGUUAUACUCCGCCACGUGGCAGCUCUUUACCUGUGUCGUCACCAUCAUCCGCUAAAGACAGCGCUUCACCUCAGAGACCCGGCAGAGACCGAAGUCCCGACACAAACGAAGCAGGAGCAUCCACUCUUCUACAAGAUGGAGAUCAAAUCUCUAGUGACAAGGAAAGGCCAAGUCAGAAGAAUAAAGACGACCAGCCCCGAGACGCUUCACAUUUAGAAGAUUAUGGACCAUACUCUGAAAUGUCCCCAACUCCAGCUUCUGAUGGACCCUCUCCACAGAAGGAGCCAGCAGCUAAAGUCCCAUCAGAGACCUCUUUUUCACUGUCAAGUUCUGUCCAGCCCGCGUUCUCCCCAAAAUCCUCUGUUCAGUCUUCAGCAGAAUCAAGUUCAAAACAAACUUCUCUAUCAGAAAUAUCUCCUUCAUCUCUAACAGACGGCCUCACACAUUCCUCACCUCCCUUUCGGUCUGUUAUUGCCGGUGAUUCCUCUCAGAGUUUCCAUGGCGCAGAGUCCUCUCUAAACAGUACCUCACAAAUGGAAGAACCCUCUAUUGGAUCUACUGAUGUGUCCAUGUCGCACUCUUAUAUGUCAUCACAGUCAAAUCGUCCAGGUUACAUGGAGCAUUGGAGUCUUGAUGGACAUGAUACUCCGGACUCGUCUGGGCGUCCCCGCAUCAAGCCCUUUGGCAUCAUGACACCACCGAGUUUCAGAACGAGAGAUGGAUUCAUGGCCUUCAGUACCCCAGCAGACGGCUCUGGUCUCAACCUAAUGCAUGGUCAGAUGAAAAGCCCAGGGAAACCACGAAAACCUCGCACUCCAAAAGAUUCUCAAAAUUCAGAGCAGACACAGCGUAAGCCGAGAGGUCGAAAACCCAAGAUAAAAACGAGUGAUAACAUUGAAAACCCGGUUGAUGGUGGCACCCCUAAGGUCUCCAGAAAGCGAAAGAAGAUCCCUAAUGGGGAUUCGACUGAAACUGAGUGUGGAGCUUCGUCUCUGCUCACUUUGGAAGAGCUGAGUUCUAUUUCUGCCACCAUCGAUGCUGUCCUGGCCAACGUUGCCACUCUUUGCACGGACGUUGAAAAACCCAAGAAGAAAAGACGCAAGAAACAACAGCAACCAGAAGGUGCUGUAGAAGAGGGGGCUAAACCAGAUGCUAACACCACGGCUGAAGAUGGUGAGGACCACGAAGAUGACGGUUCAACUGCAGGAGAACCGGGUAAACGUAGAGUUGCAUCGGAGGAGCAGGUUCAAUUUCCUCUUCAGCAUGGUUGGCGGCGAGAGAUUCGAGUAAGGAAAAUAGACAACCGUCUGAGGGGUGAAACAUGGUAUUAUACACCAUGUGGAAGAAGGAUGAAGCAGUUCCCUGAAAUUAUCACGUAUUUGAAGAAGCAUCAGGAUAGUGUGGUGAGCAGAGAACACUUCAGCUUUAGUCCUCGAAUGCCUGUAGGAGACUUCUAUGAGGAAAGAGAGACUCCUGACGGUGUGAAGUGGGAACUUUUGACUCAUGAGGAAGUGCCCUCUACUAUCAUGGCCAUCACUGGUCGUCGUGGUCGCCCUCCUAAUCCCGAUAAAGAAAAACGCAGACCUGAUGGUCCCCCACGUCGCCCUGGGAGACCUCCCAAACCUAAGAUGAUCGACUUCCUCAGCAAAGCUGAUGCCAAAGUUCUCACACAACUUGAGGGCAAAGAAACUCUAACGGAUGAGGAUAAGAAGACAAUUGCCAAAAUCAAAAGAAAGAUGAAAAGAAAGGCCAGGAUGAAGAGAAAGCAAGAUGCGAAGAUCAAAAAAAUGAGAGAAGAAAAGAAGAAGGCUAAGCUUGAACGAGAGGCUGAAGGAAAGCUUGAGUCCACAGACCAAAGCCUGACGACGUCUCCAGAGCCAAAGAAACGUGGGCGCAGGAGGUCUGUGAAGAUAGAGGCUCCUGUAGUUCAGCUAACUGAUGAGGAGAGGAUUGCCCAGGGCAAGAGGGUGCUGGGAGCUCGCAGUAAAGCCAAGGCCCUGGCCAAAGCUCAGGCAGAAGCAGAGGCAGCUGCUCAAGCAGCACAAGCUGCGAAGAGGGCUGCAGAGAGGAGAGCUUUGGCCCAAAAACGCCUGGAGGAGCGCAGGCGACAGCAGAUGAUUGCAGAGGAGAUGAAGAAGCCAGCAGAGGACAUGUGUCUCACUGAUCACAAACCUUUGCCAGAGUUGUCUCGCAUACCUGGUGUGGUUCUCUCAGGCUCUUCUUUUGCACACUGCUUGUCUGUGAUGGAGUUCCUUCAUGCCUACGGGAAACUGUUGGGUCUAAACAUUCCUAAGGAUGUACCUAGCCUGGCUACACUGCAAGAGGGUCUACUGGGGAUGGGAGACAGUCAAGGAGAGCUUCUUGAUCUUUUGAUCAAGCUUUUAGAUGUAGCAGUCCAGGACCCAGGUCUGCCUUCCCACUCUCAAUCUGUAAAGAUCCUUGGAGACAAGUUGGUGGAUCUGGAGCUUACCCGCAGCACUGUCUCUGAAGUCUUGCGCAUCUUCAUUGAAGCUCACGGAUACGACUCAGAGGUUUGCGACGUAUUAAGGACCAAAACAUUUCAAGCCUUGUCUCCAGACACCAAGGCUUCCAUUCUGGGCUUUGUGGUUAAUGAACUUAACGGCAGCAACAUUGUCACAAAUGACAUUGAUAACACACUAGAGAAUAUGUCCAACUAUCGUAAGAACAAAUGGAUUAUAGAGGGGAAAUUGCGCAGACUGAAGAUGGAGCUGGCACAGCGUACAGGCCGCUCGGAGGAGGAGCUGUGUUUCGAGGAGAGAAGGCGAAGUGCCCGAGUGGCAGAAGAGGAAACUGCUUGUUUAGAGGUGACUGGGAGAGGUCGUCGCAAAAAACUCAAAGAGGAGCCCAAAUUCAGUGAUAGUGAAAGUCCAACCAAUGCCAGCAUUCCAGAACUUGAAAGACAAAUUGAUCGGCUCACUAAGCGCCAAGUGUUUUUCCGUAAAAAACUGCUUCAGUCGGCUCAGUCCAUGCGAGCAAUUCUAUUGGGACAGGACCGCUACAGACGCAGAUACAUCGCUCUGCCCAACCUUGGCAUGGUUCUAGUGGAAGGCCCAGAGGAGAUCUUAUCUUCAGUGGAGGUGCUUGUAGCAGAGGUUCCUGUGACCUUUCUCAAAAAGAGUCCCAAGAAAGAGUUCAAAGCAGAAGAGACCCCUGUGCCCACCACUCCCACCUCAGCAGUGUCCUCGCCAGCCCAAGCUGCACAGACCCUGUCCCCAAGUGAAGACCCCCUUCCCGGCACCGCCUCUCUCAUGAGCCAACCCCGAGGCCGUGGACGUCCCAGGAAGAUCAAACCAGAGGUGGAGCUGCACUUGCGCACAGCUAAGAGCAGACGCAGGCGCCGCAGCAGCGCUCGCUCUGGAGAAGAGGGUCCAGUGUCUCCUCACAGUGACCCACCUCAGGCCGCUCUGGGGCCCAGUCAGCCCGCAGAGUCUCUACCCAAUGGCACCAACUCUGAGGAGAAUGUGAAGGAGGUGGCAGAGAAAAAGGAACAGCAGUUGAACCAGUCGCCCCAACAUCUUUGUGGCGAGAAUUCUGUAAACGUACCACGUUCCCCUGCCUCUCCUCUGUCACCCCCAAAGCUGUCCCCUCAAGUGCCCCAGACUGACCCGUCUGCAACACCGCCUCCUUCUCAGUCUGAUCUCCAGACUGAUGGUCCACCUCAGCCUGAAUCCGAGUCCAGUCCUGCACCGCUUUUGGCUUCAUCUGAAGUAGACACUGCUGCAGCACCAUCUGAACCUGCUCUCGCCUCCAUCCCCAACCCUGAACCACAGCCUGCUGACAGCCCUCCUGUGCUGGAGAGCUGCCCCCUGGCUCCCCCCGCCCCAAAGAUCAGCCCAGCUACACACAAGCCCGGUCGUCCAGGGCGCAGGCGGCGCCGGAGCAGUCGAGGAAGCAGUCCAGCAAGACGAGGAGCUGCAGCUAGACGCAGAGGACGCCCCCCCAUCGCAGUGUUCCAGGACCUGGAGCAGCAGUACAUCACUCAGAUGGUGGUCCAACCUAUUCCCAUGUCGAUGGUUCGAGGCUGGUGGUGCAUCCAAAGCCAGGAAGAAUUAUACCAGACCUUACAGGCCCUUCACCCGCGAGGCGUCCGGGAGAGGUUGCUGCACAAGCACCUGGCCAAGCACAUGGAGAGUCUGUCUGAAAUGUGCACCAAAUCAAUCAAUGACUCACUCUUUGAGGUAAAGGUGGAGCAGAAGGAAAUCCUGCUAGAGGCCUUGCAGCAGCCGUGGCAGGUCCAGGAGAGGGCCAUGCAGUUGGAUAUGAAGGCACUGAAAUGGGUGGAGGAGCUGGAGCAGCGCGUGGUCACUGCUGAUCUGCAUCUGCGGGCUCCUCCUCAGGGCGCUCUGACUGAAGCAGACACCAGUGCAGACGCACCAUUGCCAGAGUUUCAACCGUACACUGUUCCAGACCCGGACUCCACUCGGGACGACCUGCAGUACUACGAGCAUGAGGCCGACCCGAAGGACGACUGGACGAUCCGCACCAAGAAGGAGUGGUCCGGGCUGCCCCGGAUCCCCACGCACCCCCUGGACCUGGCCGUGCUCCGGCUCACAAACCUAGAGCGCAACAUCGAGCGGCGCUACCUCAAAGAACCACUGUGGAACCCGGCUGAAGUCAUCCGCCUCGCGCCCCUCACGCCCACUCCGGGAGAGGAGCAGCCCAUGGACAUGUUUAGUCUGGAGAAUGAGAUCACGUCCCGGUUACGCACUUGGCGUCAGGCCCUGGACCGGUGCCGCAGCGCUCCUCAGGUCUGCCUUUGUCUGCUGCAGCUGGAGAAGGCCAUCGCCUGGGAGAGAUCCGUCACUAAAGUGAAUUGUCAAGUUUGUCGCAAAGGAGACAAUGACGACUGCCUGUUGUUGUGCGACGGCUGCGACCGUGGCUGCCACAUGUACUGUCUACGGCCCAAAAUGACCCAAGUCCCAGAGGGAGACUGGUUCUGCCCCGCCUGCGUGGCCAAGAACGUAGACGAUGAACCCAAAGUGCGCUCGUGCAAUAAACGCACUCGUGUGAAGAAGAAGCGCUACGAAGACGACAGCUCGGAGGACGAAGGCACGACGCGGCGCAGUGGCGGCAUGGCAACAAGACACAAAGAGCCUCCUGUAAACCAGAGCUCUCCACGGUCGUCCGCAGACACCACCCCCUCAAAACGCAGGCGCAUGGUGACCCGCAACCAACCGGACUUCACCUUCUGCGAAAUCAUUUUGAUGGAGAUGGAGGCUCACACGGACGCGUGGCCUUUCCUCGAGCCUGUAAAUCCUCGGCUGGUGCCUGGAUACCGCCGCAUCAUCAAAAACCCCAUGGACUUCCUCACCAUGAGGGAGCGUCUGCUGCAAGGAGGGUACGGCAGCUGUGAGGACUUUGCUGCGGACGCUCAGCUCAUCUUCAAUAACUGCGAGCUCUUUAACGAGGACACGUCGGAGGUCGGAGUGGCUGGACAUUCCAUGAGGAAGUUCUUCGAAAGCCGCUGGGCAGAGUUUUACUCUAAUAAAGACAAAUGA
Knipowitschia caucasica is the source of this 6207-nucleotide messenger RNA. The record is from the annotation of a GenBank genome assembly. NCBI's taxonomy places the organism in Eukaryota, Metazoa, Chordata, Actinopteri, Gobiiformes, Gobiidae.